AUGUUCAGAAUACGUUUAAAGAGGCUGCUUACAUUAAGAUUUUUGUUAUUGUUAUCGAUAUUUUAUGCAAUUUAUCGAGUCUCUACGAGCCGUCGUGAAGCAGGGUCUACCAUUGAUAAUACUGAAUUAUCAUUAAGAAAUUAUAGAGAUUCGACGGACCAUUCGCCCUUUAAGAUCAUUGCUGAAAAAAGAGAUGAAAUACUAAAAACUGGAGUUUGGUCAUCUAUUAAGAGGAAGGUUUCCUUAGGUGUCCCUGGUCCAUCUAUUUUCAAAGAUGAAGAUCGUUUUAUUAUGAAUUGGAGAAAACAAAACUCACAAUCAGACAGACUAAAGAAAUGUCAAUUUAUCAUAUCGUCCAUGUACUUUAAACAAUCGAGAUGGAGUAAUCGAGAUACUUUGAAAUUUUACUCUAACGAUGAGUUGGACAAUUCAUUGAUUGAAUUGUUAGGUGAGAGAAUGCGAACUUAUGACUAUUGCUUUUUGAAAGGGAAUUUAAGUUUGACAGACGUUUUCGAUUCUAGUGUUUUCAAAGAUAAGGGAAUUGAUGCUUGGGACUACCAAUCUAGAAUGUUUCCAUUCCUAAGUAAAGAUUUUAAUAAGGAAUCUAAAUACAUGUGGCCAGAUAUUAUUGAUCUGACAACUGGUUUAAAAUCCAAUAAACUAAAUGAUGUAGGAUCUGGAAACACCAAUACACCCCCUCUUGAGUUCAAUAUAAAUUUUUGGGCUAAUUGGUUGAAACAUUCAGAAGGGAAGGGUAUUGUUUCUACAAUGGCACCAUCAGAUGCAGCCACAUUUUCAAGACAACUUAAAGUUUUUCAGAAUUUGAAUAACACAUUGCCAAUCCAGGUAGUUUCAACGGGACAUGAUCUUACACCUGAAUUUAUUGAUGAACUGGCAAAUGCAGCAACACUAGCAAACCAACAAGUGUUUAUUGUUGAUUGUUCAAAGUUUUUUGAUUCAGAAUUCACUGAAAAUUAUAUCAAAAACUUUUUUAAUAAAUGGGUGGCGGUUAUUAUGAAUACUUUUGAAGAAUCAAUGUUUAUUGAUGUCGAUGCUGUACUAUUUAAGAAUACUACAUCUUUUUUUAAUAUUCCUGAUUACCAGGCUACCGGAAUAUAUAUGUACCAAGAUAGAACAAUGCCAGAAGAGCAUACAUUUCAGUAUUGUAUUGAGAUGUUGAAACACAUGACUCCCUCUAAGCAAGAAAGAGAUUUAUUGGGAUCCCAUCUUUUCAUUGACGACCUGCAUACAGGAAGUAUAGUUUCGACAGAGGCGAUAGUGUAUCAGAACUUUUUUAAUGAUCUACGACUUCAUCAUGUUGACAGCGGGUUGGUUAUAAUAAACAAGGUUAAAAAACUGAAUGGACUAUUGAUGUCCUUCCUUCUUCAUCUAGAUGGGAAAAUGCAAAGAUGCGUUUAUGGCGAUAAAGAAAUAUUCUGGCUAGGAGAGCUAUUUGCCGGCGAAGAUUACACAAUCGAUCCAUUCGAGGGAGGUAUAGUUGGGGGUGUUGGGGAGUAUACAGAAGAGCAAAUAUCGGUCAAAAAAGCCUACAUAUGUGCAACUCAGAUUGCACAUAGUAAUGUAGAAGACCAAUUGGUUUGGACAAACGGUGGGUUGAAGACUUGUAAGAUCUUUAAUGCUGCAGAAGAUGAUUUUGCUAAGGACGAGUCGUACUAUUCUGGGAGGUAUAAAACAGUUGAUAACUUAGAAGAAAUAUAUAAUUCCCCACUUGUCAUUGAAGGAUUUAUAUCUCCAGACCCAUUCCUCAGCCCGUGGAAGCAAAUUAACGAAUGCAGUAACUAUAUGUAUUGUGCAUUUGUUACGGAGGACACUUCGAUUGCGGAUAUCACUAAUGGGAAGAUUAUUAGGUUUAAUGAGAAAGACAAAACACUUUACAAUUCUAUAUCACGCAUAUGGAAUGAGUAG
Messenger RNA from Maudiozyma saulgeensis, 1926 nucleotides. NCBI's taxonomy places the organism in Eukaryota, Fungi, Ascomycota, Saccharomycetes, Saccharomycetales, Saccharomycetaceae. The record is from the annotation of a GenBank genome assembly.